GGCUGAAAUGCUCCAGAAUGGUUGAAGUUCCCGUCAGGUUCAAGUGCCCGCUUGACCAGGGGACCAGGCUCCAAGGGAACCUACUGACGCAAGCUCCAGGCCCCCAGACAUAAAGUUCCCCAGUCAGACAAGCCAAUACUCCACCUUCUCCUCCGCCUCUCGUACGUAUCGUAUCGCAUCACCAACAAGCUAGACUAGCUGAGCUGAGAGCUGCCUAAGCUACCCCUACUUACCACUCGACAACUUGUCUUUAUCAACUUUCCUUCCAUCUCUUAAUCAUUCCAUCACCCUAACUGCUCUCCAACUCCCAAACUUGCCGCGGGCAGGUCAACUUACCAUACGAAUUCCUUCCCUUCCCUUAACAUAGCUCACUUGAGCAACCCGCCCUGACAAUGGGCGCGUGGAACCUCUUCCGUGUUCUGGGCGACUUGUCCCACGCCCUCUCGAAAUGCAUCCUCAUCUUCGCCAUCCACCGCAACCGCAGCGCCGAGGGCGUCUCCCUCAUCACGCAGGUCCUGUACGCUCUCGUCUUCUGCACCCGCUAUCUCGACCUGUUUAGAGAGAGUGUGCCAUGGAACAUUGUCUUCAAGAUCUUUUACAUCCUUUCGUCGAUUUAUAUUCUGGCCAUCAUGCAAUGGAUCUACCCUCGUUCCCGCGAGCGUGAGGUCUCUUGGAAGAUUGGCGCUGUCAUUCUUGGCGGCUCCUUCAUCCUGUCGCCAAUCGUCAUGCUCAUCUUUGAGAGAGGCGAGCACCGAGGUUUCCAGACUUGGAUGUGGGUGUUUUCCCAGAUUCUCGAAUCCGUCUGCGUCCUCCCUCAACUCCUCCUCCUGAGACAGACAACCGUCCCCACCGUCAUCGACUCCUUCUACCUCGUCGCCCUCGGCUCCUACCGCGCGCUCUACUGCCUCAACUGGUUCAUCCGCGAAUUCGAAAUGCACGGCCGAGGACCCAACAUCAUCUCCGUCAUCUUUGGCGUCAUCCAGACUGCUCUCUACGUCGACUUUGCCUGGGUUUACUAUACUCGCCAGCGCGUCAAGCUCCGUGGCGGCGGCAUCGUUGACGCUGAUGACAUGAGCCGCAGCUGGCUUCUCCGUCGCAUCUUUGGCAAGCGCUUCGUCCACGACGAGGAGGAUGACGAGGAGAAUGGUCCUGGCGGCUUCGACGAUGAGCAGGGUGGCAACAGGCGCGGGGCUCGUCCCAAGUGGGGAGCUCGUGGUAUUUCAGUCAGCGCAGACGAUGGUGUUCUCGAGCAGGAACGACACAACCGCGACCAAGACGAGUUUGGUGGUCCAGUUGAUCCCGAUGCCAAGAUGCAAGACCCCGAUGAGCUUGCGCGAGCGCUGGACGACGAUGAUGACGAGAACACACCUCUGCGACCUGGUCAAACAGAAGGCCAACCCAGCGGUCUCCAGGGCGGCGAGGGCUGGCGCGACUAAGCUUAUCAUAAGCUCAAGCUGGCGCCAUUUCCCCGCAUGAUUUUACAGGAACAACUCGAACGGAGUAUCACGGAUUGUUUACUUGGGCUGUCUUGGAAGGUAUAACCCGAUUUGUCAUUUUUGGUGAAACGUUGAAUGCGAUGGAUGCACAGAACUGUUAGAAGAGAAGAGAUGGAGGAAACGGUCGGUGGGCGAACAUGAUUUUGGGUUUAAAUUAUGUAUCAUAGCGAAUUAUUUAACGGCAGAAUGGCUAGUGGGUAGCAGAUGCAAUGACCUUUAAGAUUUAUUAUGGUACUUUUGGCA
Fusarium graminearum PH-1 is the source of this 1739-nucleotide messenger RNA. RefSeq lists its product as uncharacterized. Gene Ontology annotation, cellular component: membrane; cis-Golgi network; endoplasmic reticulum. Gene Ontology annotation, molecular function: ER lumen protein retrieval receptor activity. Gene Ontology annotation, biological process: protein retention in ER lumen; endoplasmic reticulum to Golgi vesicle-mediated transport. NCBI's taxonomy places the organism in Eukaryota, Fungi, Ascomycota, Sordariomycetes, Hypocreales, Nectriaceae. The transcript is spliced from 3 exons. The record is from RefSeq and is a predicted model, not a curated record. The coding region runs from base 393 to 1436 and encodes 347 amino acids.